ACUGUGUUUUUCACAAGCAACACAUUAGGUUCAGGCAGACAUCAGCCUGACCUAACAUGAAGUUGUAUGUAACUCCAUCACGGGUUACGGGACCACAUUCUCUGCCUCUGGAAACUCAGGUGAACUAAACCCCAGUGCUAAUGCUCCCCUAGCCCGACUGCUCUCUUCCUACCCGAUGACAGACUCUGGACUCUCUACAGUUUCUACCUCCGCUUGCUAAGUCAUGUUAAAAGCAGAGACUGCUUUGUCUUCACUUGAACUUUACAUCCUGUUAGUCUGCACAAAGGAAGUAUGUUAUGUUAACAGCACACCUAUUUUUCCUAGUGACGAUGUACUCCGUUGGAUAUUAUCGCCAUUCAGAUACCUAUUUAGACAUCCAGGCAAAGGCUAUGACCAGCUGCAUAGCAUAUAAUGAUUUUUUUAAAGGAAAGAAAAUACCAUUAAAACAAAAGGCCCUGUUCUGCUUCUGGGUAAACAAAUGGGAGUUUUACAAAGGCUCAAAAAGGAAAGGAAUUAACAUGCUUCGACGUGGUAAUGGUCUCAACUGUUCACAUUAAAAUUUUCACAGUAAAUUAAACCAUGACAGAGGUAGGAAACGAAGUCAAUUUUCAGUGACUCGUGCUGUUCUGCUGACAUAAAUUGCCAUUUUUUAGGUAGUACAGCCACUAACCUGUAUAAUCACAGAAUAACAAAACUGCAACCCAGCGUUGAUUAAGUUUGGCCUUCUGCAUGCUAAUUUUAGCCUGCUCUGCCAAAAUAAUUGAAUGCACUACCUUAUUUACAUGCUUCUAGAUAUUUAGCACCCUCUCACUAUUUUUUCUUCACCAACCUUUGCUUAAGCCUGCGGUGUUGGCCAUCCCUCCUCGGAUGGUGUGCCUGCUGUCGCGUCCCACUCCUCCUGCCUCUGCAGCGACACUCGGGCACCCUUCCACCACUACAGCAGCCUCCUCCAGGGCACUCUCGCCAAGGGGGAUGCUUGGUGUCAGCCCAGCUUUACCCUGCCCAUCUAUUGUUGCACGCAACGCCUCACGCUCCGGACGGCCGAUAAAGACCGGCAACUUCCCUUGACUAGAAGGCGAUGGUGUGAUGCGCUGCCCAGCAGUCCCAGUAAGGCUGGAGAAGCCCAGGAACUUGAGGCGCCCGCUGGCUGGUGCCUGCCGAGGAGUUAAGGCAACACGUGUUACGCAGCCGGUUUACACCACGGCGAGGGAACCGGAGGGCUGGGUCAGGCCGUGUAAGCCCUGCGGAACGCGCUGCUCCGCGUUAUGGCAGCGGCCCCGCAAGCGGGUCUGUAAGUACAAUGGGGCGCUUCUCUGGCCGCCCAGCGCCCACGGUGCCUCUCCACCUCGGGUGUAUCAUGGCAGCGUCAAACGGAAAAUGACAAAGGACUGUGAAAGACGGUCAACACGGUACACGGCAGAACCAGGCAGAACGCAGAGCCUGCGUGCGCAGGGGGCCGCAGGGUGCCGGCCCCCGCGGGGACCCCGCCGCACCUCGGGGCCGGGCCGCGCCUCACCUCACCCAACCCCGCCGCCGCCGCCGGGCCUCGCCGCCUCCCCGCACGGCCCCCCGGCCCUGCCCCUGCCCCGCACGGGUCCGCAGGCCCGGCCCGAAGCCCGGUGCCCGGCCCGGGCGCUGGGCCGCGCUGGGCCCGCGGGAGGCGGCCGCCCUGCCCUGCCCUGCCCUGCCCCUGCGCCGGCCGCGGCGGGGGGUGGGGGCCCCUCUGCCCCACGGGGGAGCCGGGGGCCGGGGCGAGGGAGGGCGUAUAAUAAACAGCAUCGCUGUCAUGCGGGCAGGGCUGCCGGCUCCCCAAGCCUCCUCCCCGCGAUAACAACCCAGUCCCAGCAUUGGUGUCUGCAGAGAACGCAGUGAAUGAAUAGCGUUUCUGGUCUGCAGUGAAGAUAAUCACACGCCAGAGCUCCAAAGAAAACCCAUCCCAUGGACAUGCAAGGGUGCAGCGCUCUUUUCCUCUUGUCUAUAGACUGCAAAGCAUAAAUGAGUUGCCAAGGUAAGAACUCUGCUCAGGUUUGGCCAGCUUAAAACUCUUAAACACACUUUGCAGACAGUUCCUCCAUCAAGCCAUGGUUUAAGGUGCUGGGAAAGAAUGGAGAAGAAGAAGCAAAUUUCCCUGCUGAUAAAUGAAAAGCCAAACUAAAUGUUCCACACAUUAACAGCACAGAAAACCACUUCAGUACAAACGGCAAAAGAGUUUCUUAGUGUGCAUAACCCCAUCAGCCUCUCAGCACAGCAUACAAAGCCUGAGAUCUCCUGCUAUGUCACUUGUAUUCUGUUCCUUUCUCUUCUGUUACAAAGGGGAGUUCAUCUGCCCCUUCUACACAGAAGUGGCAACAGAGAAGCGAAGAGAGUUUCUUCCAAACACUUCAAGAGCAGUUUCACAUCAUGACUGUGAAUGGAGGGAUGCAGAGGCUUGCUAAUAUAUAUAUGCUACAUGUGUAUAGGCCAGGUCCCAAGUCUGCAGCAGUCAACAGCUGUGUCUGCUUUGUGCUCAGACAAAGAUCAGCAGGUCACAGAGGCAGCAACACCACGUUCUUACUGAGCAAGGGAGACCUGCAGCAGGGAUGGCUCUCUCCUUCCCCCGAAGCUCCCCAAAACAUUAAGACCAGGUUCCCUCUCACUUCUCAUCCUGCCAGACAGGUUGUGUUUCCAGCCCAGGGCAGUAUAUGCAAGUGCGAGCAGGUGAAGGGAGUAAAGCCGGAGGCCCAGCAGGACCAUACAGAGAGGUGGCAGCGCCAGGGGUGUGGUCAGUAGUGAAACCGUGAGACCCAGGACGGACUGUUUUGAAGCCACUACUAUACUACUGAAUUUUGCUUUCCCAACAAUUCCAGGAAACAGUGUUCUUAAGCUCUUGAGAAGCUUGAAGCUAGUCCCUAUUCAUAUGAGGAGAAAAAUAGCUACAUUCCUGGUUGAAAAUUUUCAUAGAGAAACAAUUCCAUUGAUUGGGGAAAAGUGUGGAGCAAUCUUUAAGAAAAGAGCAUGUGGACAGAAAAGGUCUAAUUUCAAAAGAACCCUCCAAAGUAAUGAAAAAAAUUUUAAACAUACGUUGUUUUACAUGAAAUACUCCAUGAUCAUAGUUUUGCACACAUAUAUUUAUAUGUCAGCUGUCUUGUAUGUGGACCCUAUUAAUGCUGCCAUCUCACACUUGCUGUUUUGUGAGAUGCUGUCUGUAUUGUGUCUGUAGAAGCCACACAGAUUAUUAUAUUUAACUCUGUAAUUCUGUCCCUGGCCACCUUAAAAUUUUUGCUUUCCCCACUCACAUCCCUUCUGAGAUCAAGCUAUAAAUGCUCUGCAGGAUGGCCACUUGUAUAAUCAACUUUACUGUAAGAUACUGAAAUAAAAUUAUUUCUUUUUACUUA
This is a messenger RNA of Falco peregrinus (peregrine falcon), 3374 nucleotides long. RefSeq names its product translation initiation factor IF-2-like. The record is from RefSeq and is a predicted model, not a curated record. Bases 1087 to 1872 code for a protein of 261 amino acids. Lineage: Eukaryota; Metazoa; Chordata; Aves; Falconiformes; Falconidae. The transcript has 2 exons.